Molecule: messenger RNA, 980 nt
Organism: Jatropha curcas
Lineage: Eukaryota; Viridiplantae; Streptophyta; Magnoliopsida; Malpighiales; Euphorbiaceae
Biological process (GO): mitochondrion organization
Cellular component (GO): nucleus; mitochondrion
Source: RefSeq, a predicted model, not a curated record
AAAAAUUUAAAGCAUCGCGGUCUUCUGUUGGAGUCUUCCAGUUCCAGAUCAUUUAUUUAUUUAAUGCCGUGACAGAAAAUACUAGAGGUAGCUUAUGAAUACGCCACGCGUGGCAAGUGGCGACCAUGGAGUCCGAAGCCAACUCACGGGGUCCAGGCGUAUUUCCCAAGCAAAAACCCCACAGAACUCUAUAAAUAUACUUCUGACAGACUCUCUUUCAAUUUUCAUUCCUGUCCUGAAAAAAAUUUACUUUUCUGUGCUUGCGCUUUGAUCAUUUCAAUAUGCCUCGCCGUAGCCGCAGCUCUAGAGGAGGAGGUUCAAGCCGGCCUGCUGCAGCUCGUUCUCCCCCAAGAAGUCGGCCUCCCAAGCCAGCUGCUCAAUCACCACCACCAGCUCCUGCAAAAGUUGCCAAUUUAUCCGCAAUCGGAGGUUUAGGUGCUGCUAUUGCUGAUGGCGUGGCUUGGGGAACUGGAACUGCUCUGGGUCGCAGGAUUGCUGAUGCUGUCAUGGGUCCUCCAGUGAUCCGCCAUGAAGCUGUUGCUUCAUCUGCCCCUGCAGCUAUGCCCUUGGAGAACACAAUCAGUAAAGUUGAUGCAUGUGAUAGACAAGCCAAGGCCCUCCAAGAGUGCCUGAACAACUAUGGAAGUGAUAUUAGCAAGUGCCAAUUUUACAUGGAUAUGAUGCAAGAAUGUCGCAGGAGCUCUGGGGUUAGGUUGAAUGCUUGAGUUGAUUACCAUGAAAGCGUUUUCGCCAUCUUUUAGGUUGUAGGCAGUAGUAUUUGAUGGGUGUCUGAUGUUUUGCCUAUUAUCUGGAGAGGGAUUUUGCUGGUGGAAAUUGCCACUGGAUGUAAUUAUCUUCUCCAUUUUCCUGUAAACCAACUGCUUUCAUUGUCAUUAUAGUUACUGCAUUAGAGUUUUUAUCUCACCAAAUUUAUCGAUGCAAGUUCUGUGAAUCAAUUAAUCAAUUCAGGGAUUUAGCUA